CACACGUGCGGAUGAGCUCGGGUUUGACGUCAGGAGCUGCGGACACCGGCGAGUGAGCUCAGACACUAUUAGUCAAAUAACAAAACGGCGGCAGGAGUCUCGCGCACCUGCCAUAAACUUCCCCUGUCGGUUUCCACAUUUACCGCGAGCGCAAUGAAUCACAGCAAGUCCGAUCUUAAUGGUCCGUCCCGUAACGGCAACUCCGGUUCCGCGGACGAGCUCGUGAUAACGUCGACUUUCGGGACCUUGCUGUCGGUGGUUUACAUCGUGGGAGUCUCGGGAAACGUCUACACGCUGGUAGUCAUGUGUCACUCCAUACGUUUCGCUACUUCAAUGUACAUCUCCAUCAUUAACCUGGCGCUCGCGGAUCUCCUGUACCUCUCCACUAUCCCCUUCGUGGUGUGCACGUACUUUCUAAAGGACUGGUACUUCGGGGACGUGGGUUGUCGGAUUUUGCUAAGUCUGGAUCUUUUAACUAUGCACGCAAGCAUCUUCACGCUCACGGUCAUGUGCACGGAGCGCUACUUGGCUGUGACCAAACCGUUAGAUACUGUUAAGCGCUCCAAGAGCUACCGAAAAGCAUUGGCAUGGGGGGUUUGGAUCUUAUCUUUAGUGCUGACCCUUCCCAUGAUGCUCAUGGUUAACCUGACUACUAAAAAAACGGCAGAUGGAGGGGUGAAAAGGAUGUGCGCGCCCACCUGGGCACCACAGGCGUAUAAGAUUUACCUGACUGCCCUGUUCUGCACGAGCAUAAUGGCACCAGGACUGAUCAUCGGUUACCUGUACACAAGGUUAGCCAGGACUUACUUGGAGUCUCACAAAACUGUUAAUAAAAGCAGCAGGCGCUCUCCAAAGCAGAGAGUCCUUAUUAUGAUUUUCACCAUCGUGCUGGUGUUCUGGGCGUGCUUUUUGCCCUUUUGGAUAUGGCAACUUGUGCCCCUGUAUCACAAGCCUUUCCGUCUCGCUUCGCGCACACACACGAGCAUUAAUUACCUCGUUGCGAGUCUGACCUACAGUAACAGCUGCAUUAAUCCUUUCCUGUACACACUAUUGACCAAGAACUAUCGGGAGUAUCUGAAAAACCGACACAAGAGUUUUUACCGCUACACGUCGUCCUUUAAACAGCGACCACCGAGUUUGUACUCGUGGGGAAAGUCCGCGUCAUCCAGUAAUCAGUUCGAGUUUCACUCGGAAACGCUUGUCAUGGCGCAGCUGAAGGCGCAGUGACGCGGUGAAGAAACCUUAUGCAGUUUGCGUACAGGGUUCCUGUCACCCAUCACCCACUGAGUGAGGUGAAUCUUACGGCAGGGAGGGGUUAUCGAUGGCGUAGUCGGGGUCACACGUAAAGGACACUGUAAUGGCAAAUCGUGUGCCCCAUGUGACCUUCUCCA
Paramisgurnus dabryanus is the source of this 1391-nucleotide messenger RNA. Its product is annotated as urotensin-2 receptor. Gene Ontology annotation, molecular function: urotensin II receptor activity. The record is from RefSeq and is a predicted model, not a curated record. Gene Ontology annotation, biological process: regulation of blood pressure; neuropeptide signaling pathway; blood vessel diameter maintenance. Lineage: Eukaryota; Metazoa; Chordata; Actinopteri; Cypriniformes; Cobitidae. Gene Ontology annotation, cellular component: plasma membrane.